ACCACACGAUCCCUCCCUCCUGCAACACAACAGUCGUUCUAUCUCCACCAUCGUUUAUCUCUGAUCGAUUAUACAAUUUCAUUCCAUUCUUCCUGAUAUUCCCAGAAUCCAGCUAGAAUAGUAGACGCUUUAGUUGACCACGCAUAAGGUCGACGUUGACAAUAUAAUAUCGCGAUUUUUUUUCGUGCGACGCCUUCCUGAAGCGAGUUCUGUAGCCUGAAUUUCCAGAACGGACAUCAGCAUUUCGAGGCCGGCUUUCACGGCGCAUAUGCCGGCCAAGAUGGCGAGCUCGAAAUCGUUCACCUUUACGAGUCCUCGUCCUCGACCACUUCUCGCGGUCCAUUCAACCUGCCGGUGCCCGGACUCAUCUUCUUCAGGACCUCGGAAUAAUUCUAACUCCCCUUGCCCGGGAAUCCGUAUCACCAAUAAGCGGGUCAUGCUCAUAACGCGGACGGAAUUCUCACAUUCAUCCGGCUCAGUCUCAGCCACGAGCAGAAGCAGUCAGCCGUCAGUCCGAUCAGCUCUACACCCCAGCCAGGUCGUCUCUCCACCAACCCUGGCUAUUCCACCGCGCACGAGUCAUCACAAGUGGAAGCUGAGACUGCAGCCAUCAGCGCGUCUGUGUGAAUGCAUCCACCACGAGCUAAUUACCUGUCGCUGGAAUUUCCUCUCCCCUCGCAAAGCCCUCGCCUCUUCAGCACCCCUUCCCUUUCCCGACCAGCCCUCACUCCGAAAACGCCAGUCCCUCAGCUUCCAACCAAUCAUUCUCUCCGACGGCCCUCGCCGACCCCCCAGUGCAUCCGCCUCUUUCUCUCAAAACGGCGCGUCCUCCUAUCCGCCUUACCAGCAACCCCCUUACAGCCAACAACAGCCCAUGUUCCCACCGCCAUUCUCCUACCCACCUCCAUUCCCCACUCCACCACCUUACCCUCACACCCCCCCGGUACCAUUACACGCGUUUCCACCACAAUCCGCACCACCAACAGGCGUACCUGGGGUAGGCGUCUUCUGGGACUACGAGAACUGCCCCGUGCCCGUCGGCGCGGACUGCUCCGCGCUCGUGCGCCGGCUGCGCGACGUGGCGCGCGCGUUCGGCGCGGUGCGGAGCGUGCGCGCGUACGGGAAGAUGGAGGAGCUGCACGCGCGCGUGGUGGGGAAGAUGGGCGCGUGCGGCGUGGAGGUGGUGGCGGUGGCGGCGGGCAAGGAGAUGGCGGACAAGGCCAUCAUCACGGACGCGCUGCUGUUUGCCAUGGACGAGAGAGAGAUGAACAGAGCGCUCGCGCCGUGCAUUGUGAUUAUAUCGGGGGACGUGGGGUUCGGCGGGGUGCUGGCGAAGCUGACCAACCGCGGCGUGACGAGCGUGGUGGUGGCGCGGCGGCGCAAGAACGGCAGCAAGGGCAAGAGGGGCACCAUCCCCGGGUCCCUGGCGCAGUCCGCGCUCGUCACCCUCGACUGGGACGACCUCAUCCUCUCUGCUGAGAGCGGCGCGGGCGGGGAGAGCACCUGGCGAAGCAGCAGCCGAGGGAGCGACGAUGCUGCUGUUGUCAAUGGCAGUGGUGGUGGUGGUGCUGCAGGUGCUGGUGCUGCUGUUGUCAAUGGCAGUGGUGGUGGUGCUGUUGUGCGUAGCAGCAGUGUGUUUGGCAGCAGCAACCGCGCUGGCGGGGGUGUGAAUGGCACUGGCAGCAGUGCAGUGGACUCCACUCGUGUCCUCAGCAGUCCCAUCGGCAGCACUGCCACGAGAGGUAGCGCUGCCACCUCUAGUACGGGCAAUGGCAGCCUCAACGGCAGCGUCUAUGGUCGUGGCAGCAGCAGCAGCAUUGGUGCUGGUGACGCCUCAGCCAUGGAAAGAAGAGAGACAACGGAGAAUGGGAAGGAGGGCAAGGGCAAGGAGGAGGAGGAGCUGCUGCGGCACAGGCUGCGGUCCCUUGAGGAACGACUGGCCCAGGUGGAAAGAGACAGGACGCUUGCUGCCGGUGAAGAAAGCAGUGGGGCCAAGAUAGGCAGCAGUCAUCCCUUUGAUGGUAAAGGGAAACUCAUCGGAGACGGCUCCAAGAUUCAACCACCGCCGCGUGUUGAGGCACCUGGGGGGACGAGCUCCAGUACAACCGUCUCAGAUGGUCUGGUGACUCCGCCCCGCGAGUCCUGGUCCGAGGUGAUGGAGCGCGCCCUCACUUUGCGCACCCCCCCCGACCUCCUCACGGCGCGCCUGCGCACCACCAUGCUCACCACGCUCGCCGCACACGGCACCGUCACCACGUCCGCCCUGUUCUUGGCAUACCAGCGCACCUACGGGCACCAGCUGCGCCUCGCUGACUACGGACUCAGAGACGUGAAGGCGCUGGUGGGGCUCCUGGGGGACGUGGUCGGGGUGAGCGUGGGGUGGCCGGGGCAGGCAGCGCGGAAGAAGAUGUCAGUGGAGGAGCGCGAGGAGAUGGCGAGAAGGAGGACGUUCUCCCUGGUGCGGGCGUAUGGGAACCUGCGGGUGCUGGGGCUGGUGCAGUCACGGUUGAGAGCGGUGGUGCUGGGUGUGCUGAGAGAGCACGUUGCACAGGCGGAUGCUGCGUAUGCUGCUGCUAGAGCGGCGGCAACCGCAGCCGGAGCUGCAGCAGUGGCUGAUUCAGAACGGACAGCUGAAGGUGAGGAGGGGAGAAGCAAGAACGGCACAAGGGGGGUGGGCAGCAGCAUGCGCACGUCCAGCAGGAAGACGAGCCGGUGGAUGCCUCUGGAGGACCUCGGCGUGGCCCUCAGACGAGCUUGCAACGAGAAGCUGGGGGUGCUUCUAACGAGGCACGGGUACGCGCGAGAGGCGUUCAGUGACGUGUCUCAGAAGGCCCGGCUGGUGGCUCUGCUGGCGGAUAUGCCCGAUCUGGUGCGGGUGAAGAAGAUGAGGGGUGCGGGCGGGGUGGUGCUGGUGGGGCUGGUGCCGGGCGCGCAGGGAGAUCCCGUGGUGGCGGCGUGGGCGGAGAGGAAUGAGCGGCUGUGGGAUGGCACUGUGUAUGAGUGGGGGGGGGGGCGUGGGGAGGGGGUGGGUGGUGAACGGGAUGAUGAGGUGGAGGAGGAAGAGGAGGAUGAGACGGAUGAGGAGACAGAAGAGGAGGAGGAGGAUGACGAGGAAGAGGAAGAGGAGGAGGAUGAGGAUUUGGGAAGCAGGUGGAUGGGAAGGAAGGCCGUGAGACUGAGGCGACGGGAGGCGGAAGAGGAGGCGGAAGAGGAUGAAUGGUGGGAGGAUGAUGAGGAAGAGGAGGAGGAGGAGGCGGAGGAAGAGGAGGAGGAAGAAGAGGAGGAAGAGGAAGAAGAGGAGGAGGAGGAGGAAGAGCAGGAGGAGGAGUAUGGGGAGGAGGCAGAGGAGGAGGAGAAGGCAGCAUGGGAGGAUGAGGACUAUGGGUUCUUGGCUACAGCAGACAGCUACGACGAAGACGAGGGCGACCAGUUUCAGGCUGCAGGUGUCCGCCGCACAAUGGAGGCAUCUGAGUUCAUUCGUAGCAGUGGCGGUGCGCAGAAGGCAUUGGGGGAGGCGGCAAUGGCCAAGACAUGGCAAGAGCAGGGCACGGCUUUGGAUAUGAGUGGGCGACAAGUGUGUGUGUCGAACGCUCCCUCAGAGCCCCAUGAGCUUGAAGCGGCUUCAGCAGUGCCAGUGGGUGACAGAUGGGAGCGUGAUAGUGAGAAGGUUGCGGUGGCAGGGUGGAUGCACGCCGGGACACAGGAGGUGGAGAGGGAGGGCGAGGAGGACGAGGAGUAUGCGUUCUUUGCUGCAUAUGACAGUUAUGAGAGCGAGGGGGAGGAGGAGGGCGAUGCCAAUGGGAGCAAUGCUGGAAAUGAAUCUCAUAAGCCGGCUCUGAUGCCGCCUGCUGCUGUUCGCGGUGGUACCGACGCUGCUGCAGCUGCUGCUAGCAAUUCUGAGGAUAGUUCUGCUGCAGCACCCUUUCCUAGUCCUACAACUGCGGCCCCUCCUGCUUCUGUCAAGUUGGGUGACAAUGGCAGUCAGCAUGGCAGCAGCAGCACGGAUGGGCAGCUGACCGAUGGUAUCAGCAGCAGCAGGCAGUCCGCCCCUCGGAUCCCACGCUACACGGCCCGCCAUGGUGCUGCUGCUGAUUCCACCCACGGCGACGUGGGUCGACACUUGCAACACGAGAUGGAUCAGGCUUCCCAACGCAGCACCGAUCAACACUCCCACCACUCGCCACGCUGUGCUCACAACACCACGCUUGAAGACCCUCUAUGGCCCGCAGUCUUUGCCUCUGCCUCUGCCCUGCGCCCCCCCCUCGAGCUCUCCCUCCUCCGCUUCUCCCACCGCACUCUCACUCUCCUCGCCGCCCGCGGCCCGCUCCCCAUGGGCGGCAUGGCACGGGAGUUUGUGCAGCGCGGGUGGUGGCGGCCCGACCCUGCUAGGGUCGACGUAGAUGCAAUGGUCGGGGCGAUUGCUACGGUGGUACGUGAUUAUAAUGAGUACGAGUUUACUGAAGGGGGUAGAAUGGUGAAGGAGGGAGGCACAGGAAGUGAAGGCACCGAUGCUAUUGUUGUUGCCGGAAAUGGUGGCGCCGGUGGCAAUAGUGGUUCUGGUCGAGGCGGUUCCAGUGGCACUAUUGCUAUUCCUGCUGCUCCUCCUCCUGCUGCUGCUGCUGCAGCCUUGAAUGGGAGGGGCGGGGUGCCUCGCGAGCAGAGGCUGGCUGUGCGUGAGAGUGAGAGAGUGCUGCAGCUGCUGGGUCUGGUGCAGUCAGGGCUGCGGCGGGUGGUGCUGGGGGUCAUGCUCACGCAUGGUGCAGACUGUGACUCUGCUGCUGCUGCUGUCACUGAGGUUGGUAAAACGGACAGUUUUAGAAGCAGCAGCAGCGGUGGCAACAGCAACAGAAGCAGCAGUCCACCCAGAAGCAGCAGCUCUAUCCCCGGUUUCAGCACCAGCAGCAGCAACAACAGCAGCAGCAACAGUGCCAGCAGCAGCAGCAGCAGCAGCGCCAGCAGCAGCAGGUGGAUGUGGGUGGAGGAGCUAGCAGGUCGGCACGGGUACGGCAGGCGCGCCUUCCCCAGGUGGUCCCUCAAGGCCCGCCUAGUGGCGCUUUUGUCUGACAUGCCGGACCUUGUGAGGGUGGGCGAGGGGGGGGAGCUGAUGGGCGUGGGGGAGAUGAUAGAGGCGAAGCAGGGGGAUGACUUGAUGCGCCUCGAAACAUGCAAGUAUGAGGAUGAGUGGUCGUUGAAGGUGAGGGGUGAGAAUGAGGGGUUAUCUGAAACAACAGGAGAGGGUUACGUGUGGAGGGAUGGUCGUGCUUCUGAUGACGAGGAGGCGGAGGAGUGGUGGCUGGAGAUGGAUGGCCGCGAAUGGGCUGAAAACGACGAGCUGGGCUUGCGGCAUUGCGGCCUCGUGGUUGUGCUUGUAGAGGGGGCUGACCUGGACUCUCGUUUUAAGACGUGGCACGUGCGCAACGAGGGGAAGUGGAACGGCAAGGUCUAUUCCAUGGCUGGGCUCAGCCUUGGAACCACCCCUAGCAGUGCGGUAGAGCAAAUCAUGCAGGGUUUCGCGGUGAAUGCGGAAAAGGGAUGGUGUGGAGAGCUCUUUACGAGUGCAGGGGAAGUGAGGGAAGAUGUGAUGGAGCGGGUGCAGAGCCAUGUGAGUGAGUGGGUGGUGGACGUGCCAGAGGGGUUCGAUGUGGAUAGAGCGGUGGAGAUGGAGAGGAGAUGGAGGGAGGAGGAUGCGGAACUAGAAGCGAGUACUGCUGUAGAAGAGGACUUAGAAGAAGUGGUUUAGGAACGUCUUGCUCAGCCCAUAUAGGCUACGAAGGAUGUAGUAGAUAUACCACACUCAUACGUGACGCGCUAUUAUUUUUA
Closterium sp. NIES-67 is the source of this 5820-nucleotide messenger RNA. Lineage: Eukaryota; Viridiplantae; Streptophyta; Zygnematophyceae; Desmidiales; Closteriaceae. The record is from the annotation of a GenBank genome assembly.